Molecule: messenger RNA, 1831 nt
Organism: Tetrahymena thermophila SB210
Lineage: Eukaryota; Ciliophora; Oligohymenophorea; Hymenostomatida; Tetrahymenidae
Exons: 3
Source: RefSeq, a predicted model, not a curated record
CUUGCUUGUCAGCUUUUUUAUCAAUUUUUCAUAUAAGAUGAAAAUGAGAAACUCCUAAUUCAUUUAUUCUUUAAAGCAAAAUAUUUUAUAAAUUACAAAAACGCAAAAAAGGAUGAGCUUUUUUUGCUAACCACUAGUUUAUAAAUUUUCAUAGAACAAAAAUAACAACAAUAAGUAGUAAAAUAGCAAUUAAGCAGCUAAUAAAAAUAUUAAUUUGUAGAGUGCUCACAAUUAAAAUAUAAAAACACUUAGUGUUAAAUUUUAAGAUCUGAUGGAAUGCAUGUACAAAAGCCAGUAUGAAAAAGGAAUAGAAAUGACUAAAAAGUAUAUUUAAGAAAAAGAAAGAAACUUUGGAAAGAGUUAUGAAGGCUAUGAAGAUGAUUUGCUAUUAUUAUCGUAAUUCACCUUGGAGAGUUCAGAAGAAAAUGCUAUUUAAUAAUCCAUUUAGCAAGCAAUUAAUUCAUUAGAAAUAUGUUUAAAAAAGAAAAACAUUAAAACUGGCAUCCAGUGCUAUAUGCACCUUUUUUCAAUAUGGUGGGAUGCUCAAGAUUUCCCUGAAAUAAAAGAAUUUGCUAAAAAUAUGAAAGAUUUAGCUGAGAGUUUAGAAACAUAUACUGAAAACAGGUUUGAGAUAAUUAAUACUAUGAGCUAAAUUUCUUAAGAAGAAGGGGAUUUUUAAAAUUCGAUUGAACUACUUGAAGAAUAUGCAGGAGAUUUGGAAAGGACCUUUUAAAUGCUAAGAUCAGAAGGAGAAAGCUUAAAUGAAAAAAAUGAAAGUGGACUAGACGAAGAUGACCUAAAAGAUGAAUAAGAAUUGAUUUCAAGGAGAUUAUUUUCUUGCCUUCUAACAAUUGCUAGAGUAUACUAGUCCUUGGCAGACUGUGCAACUGUUGCCAGAGAAUGGGAAACAGUUUAAAAAUAUAUGGAUUGCACAGAUUAAAUAUUAACUAGUCUUUCACAAGAAUAUUCAGAUGAUAAAGGUGCUAGUUAAAUAAUUAAAUCAUUAAAAGCUAAAUCAUUAUUAUUCAAAUCUAAAUAACAAAGUGCUAUUUAUUAAUAUGAUAAAGCUUUGGAAUCAUUGCAAUCCUCAUUAAAACUAAUUCAAGAAAACCCAAACUUGUAUGAAUAACAUAAAAUCUUCUAUUUUUCUGCACUAGCAUUACAUUAUGAAGAAAGACAAGACCUAUAAAACUCAUUAAAAUACAUCAAUCUUAUAGAUUAAUAGCCCAAAAAGGGAAAGAUGUCACAAAUCUAAAAAUGCAGAGACUCUCUAUAAUAUUAUGUGAAAGCAAUUACUUACAGUAAACUAAAAAAUGAAAUGCUUUCAUUUUAAUAUUUAUAGAAAUAUUUAGAAACUUAAAAUGGUAAAAGUAAUAGGAACUACAAUAAAAUUACAAACCUGAACACCUAAGCAAUUUACUAUGAAUCAAUUAAUGAAUUCUAGAUUGCAAUAGAAAAAAUGAGAGAAUGUGAUAAAAUAUCAGAAAAAUACUAUGGAAUAAAAUCAGCAAUACACUAAAAUACAUUAAUAUAUCUUUAUAAGCUUAAUCUAUUGAAGAUAAAAUUUGAAAACUCUUUUGAAGAAAACAAGUCCUUGUUGAUAGAUAUUAAAAAUAAAUCAUAAGAAAGAUUAAAAAUUAUUAAAUCUAAAUAAUGUUAUGGCCAAAUUGAAUAAUAGUUUGAAGAGUUAUUGAAUGAAUGCUGUACAAAAAUCAAUUUGUAAUGAAAAAUUUUUUUACAAACUUAAAAGAAAAUGUAAAAAAUCUAUCAAAAUUUAGCUAGUAUCUAUACCUAUAUAUGUUUGUAAUAAACUUAUUCUAAAUUACAUUCA